AUGGCAUGCGCAGGCUCGCCGAGGCGGAGGACUACGCUGGCGAGACCGAGGGCGAGAGAGGUCUGGAGACGGAGCAGCAGCGCGAACAGGAGCAGGAGAGGCAGCAGGAGGUCGAGGAGGAGGGCGAGCGCGAGCAGGAGAUCCAGAUCGAGAAGUUCGUUGACCUCAUGCACUGCCGCGACAACGAGGACCCGAGCCGGAGCCUUGGAAGGUGGAGACGCUGGGCUCGGGCGGUGGCGAGCUGCCAGCGCAGUUCUACCAGGCCCGCGAUUUCCGCCUGUGGAAGCGGCAGCCCCUGAAGUCUCUGCCGCCCGAGGCGCUCCUCUCCAGGAGAACUGGUUCAACCCGAACUGGAGCGGCUUCCGGCGGGUCAAGAACGUGUUCAUGCAGAUGGAGUGGGUGGCCGAUAAGGCCAGCCUGCACAGGGCGCAGACGGAGCUCGGCCUGAGCUACGAGGAGGAGCACGAGAUGCAUAGAAAGAUGCACCUCAUCUGGGACCUGCUGUCGCGCACCCCGGACGAAGAGGGCGACGCCAAGCCACGCUGGUCUUACGAUGUGCACGAAACUGGGAAGCAGAAGGAGGUCAAGCUCGAUCCGCCAGAGAAGCAUCUGGACGCAGAGUCGUUCCUCCGGCUUCUGCAGGCAAGCUUCGACUGGGACAGUGCCUUCCACUCGCCAGAGGCAGCGCUGGCCCUACUCAAGGAUCCCAGCAACACGCCUCCCCAGCGGCAGGGCGGGGAGGUCGACGUGGGCUACAUCGAGGCCUGCAGGCUGCUCCGGAGCGGCUACUUUCGGCCCAGGGACGAGGGCCGCAACUUCGUGGUCGUCUCGCUGGCGGAGGCCGAGACGCUCCGGCGGAUCAUGCACUGCCGCAUGGGGCAGCCCCUUCUGCCGCGGCACCCUGGCACGACCCUGGCGCUGCGGUGCAUCAUGUCCAACAACCCGAUUUUCGACGAGUCCAGCGGCUUCGAGACAGGACCCCGCUUCCAGACCUCAAUGGUGCACCAGGUCUGCCGCUUCCUAGACUGCCAGACCUUUUUCAAGGAGACCAAACUGUCGGUGCUGCUGCGGGCGCUCCAGCACGACCAGCCCUUCGCCCGGCGCAGGUUCCUGGAGAGCCUGGGGGGCUGCCGGCGGCGGGCCCUCGCCAACUGGAGCGAGCAGCCCAUCGCGGCGGUGCUCCAGCGCAAUUGGCUGGAGUUCGACCAGACUCUGUCGCGUAUCCGCGCCAUCCGCCUGCGCAACGCCAUCGAGGGGCGGGGCCUCUCGGUGGAGGCGACGUUCCAGCGGUACGACGUGGACAAUUCUGGCCUCUUGGAGCCGAUGGAGUUCUGCCACGCGCUGAAGGACCUGGGCUUCGCAUUCACUGCCGAGGAGGUGGCGAACUGGCUGGAGACCAUCGACGAGAACGACGACUACUGCAUCAGCAACUCGGAGUUCGUGGCCUUCGUCAAGACCCAGGCGAACGCCAUCAUGGGCGGCAGCUCCGCGAACUUCGCAGGGCAGGUGGGCGGCGCGGCCCGGAAGCCCGUCAAGGAGAGGCCCCAGCUGGUGCAGAAGCGGUCCCUGAGGAGAGGGGCGUGA
Molecule: messenger RNA, 1584 nt
Organism: Prorocentrum cordatum
Lineage: Eukaryota; Dinophyceae; Prorocentrales; Prorocentraceae
Source: the annotation of a GenBank genome assembly